GUGAGCCGCGCGUAUUAGUAAGCUUCGAGCCGGCGCACCGAGCAGACGUGAUCGUGCGCGAUAUCGACCGAGCGCCGGUGAACCCGAGUGUAGCUGCAGCGAUCAUACGACACCACUCACUGACAUGGAAGUUGCAGGUCAAUGGCGGCGGGAGUGGGCUGGAACUGCCGAAUAUGGAAAGGUGACAGAAGGUGGCGUGACACGGAGAAUAGCUCGAGCAAUGGAGGUCCUGCAGGCGAACGGACCGGGCGCCCACGUUCGUGUCAUGCGCGCCGCCUACCACUCCUCCGCGGGGCCAGGCGUGCCAGCCUCCUCCUACAUGCUUCACUCCUCUCGGAGGGUACUAUCUUCCGAUUUUAACUUCUUAGAUUCACCAUCAUUUCCUACAAUGCCUACUAAACCUUUAGAGAUAUCAUCGACGCCACUAGAAAUGUCAGCCGAUCCAAACAUAGAAACUGAAAAUUAUAAAGUUACAGAACCUGAUGAUUCAGAAAUAUCAGAACCUUCAAAGUGGAAAGCAGCAGCUAGCGGAAGCUCAAUACGGUUACCAAGUGAAGAAUCUUCAUCAGCAGACAAUGCCAGUAUAAUAGAUCUUGAUUUUCAAUCGUCACAAAAAAAUAUUAACAGAAAAUACUCUUAUGACUCAGAGAGCAGUGAUAUUCAAUACAACAAAAGAAGUAGUUGCCGAGCAUCGCCGCUGUUAGAUCCUCCAGUAACAUUAAGUACUCUCAAAUAUAAAUCUCUUUUAAAUGGGAGUAAUGACUGGAAUAAUAGAAGAAAGAGUUACAGUUUUGAAGACACUUGUCCACUAAAUGAAACAAUCUUGCAUGAAAAUGAUACGUUAGCAAUGGAAUCUUCGACAGAUAGCGGUAUUUGUAAAUCAUCGGAAAGAGUUAACGACCACGCAGAUGACAUCAAUGCUUAUUCCACGUAUAUGGAAAGGAAAGAUAAAAAACAAAAUAAUCACGAUGAAACUUUUAAAGAUUGGCUUUCCAAAAAUAGACCAAGUAUGUUUUAUAAAGGUACACAAUUAAAACCAUGCAAAGAAAACGACAUUGUGAUGGAUAAUAAUGUGGAAAACAAUAUUAUAUUACAAUCCUCUGGAAAGGUAUCAAUAACAGUACCUAUAACUAUUGAAGGAGAAGAUAAUAAAAAAGUAUGGAGUAAUGACGAAGGUGAAAGAAAAGUAAAAAGGGUGGAGUUUUGUAAAACCGAAUUACAUUUUGCUGCUGAAUCAGGCAAAGUAAAUAUAAUAGCUACAGAUGAAAAACCUCCACCUUCCAAUGAUUUUCGUAAAAGGAGAAGCGCGUUUGUGCCAAUUAAAGGUACAUUUGAAAAGCCUAUUACACUUUUUGGAGAAAGGGCUGAUUUUCUACAACCUAUAAAACCCGAUUUUUCGAUAUACAAUAAUAGUGAGAUCGGUGAAUUUGACGAAAAUGAGAAUACAGCAGCUACAAAAAGUAUUCUCAAAAACAAAAUUCCCAAACCCAAACCAUAUCUCUUAGGAGAGAACAUGGCACUUGGGAACACGGAGAAUCUUACAAAUGAAGAUAGAAUAAGUAAUAAUGUAAGUGUUCCCACGGGUGUUCUGUUAAUAAAUAAACAGUUGCAAACAGAAAAUAUAUAUAAUAAUAAGACAACCACAGGUUUUUCUCGUGAAGUUAAUUCGAGCUAUGCAAGUAAUUCUUUUAGAACUACAAAUAAAGGUUCAACAAGAUACAAUAGCUCUGCCAUUACAAAAAAUACUCCAGAAUAUGAGACAAGUGAACCUGUACAUAAAAGAGAAUCAAUUGAUAGCAGUUCAAGUGGUUUAAUGAAAAAUAAAUUACACGUGUUGCAAAUGUCGCCUAUUCAAAGAGCUAAAACAAGAGAACUUCGAGACAGUGAUCUCACAUACUUUGGUAUUGAAGAUAAGGAUAAAAAUAAAAGCAAAUCAAAAUGUACAGAAAGUCCAUUGAGCAAUCAAAUUGAUGAAAUUAACGAUAUAUUCAAAUCCGUUAAAUUAAUAAAACAAAUCUCGAGUAGUGCAUGUAAUAGCGAAGCUGAGUCCGAUGAUAUGGUCGAAUACCAAAAUAUCCCCUUUAAAACAAACUUUGCUCCUAUUCCUACCCCAAGACCACGAUCAAAAUACGAUAAAUCUAAAGAAAUUGAAACUACGACAGUUCUACAGCCCAUAAUAGAAAAGUCUGAUGCUUCAAUUGUGCAUGAAUACUGUCGGUCAAAAAUCAGAAAACAGGUGGAAUUAACCACUGCAAAAAAUAGAAGCCGUUCAGAACCAGCGAAAUCUCAAAAACAAGAAACGUUACAAAGAAAUAAACAAGAUCAUUACUCACAUAACACAAGGAAAGAUUCUCCACCACCAAGGUUGAAAAAGAAUAAAGGAAUUGAACAAAAGGGAAAUGAGCCACUGAUGAAAAAAGCUACGUAUAAAAACAGUACUUCAGAAGACGAAAUACCCCAUUACGUUAACAUAAAAGUGAAAGGUGAGUCAAAUAAGAUCAUACAAAAUGCAGAACUACGGCAAGAUAAACUGGAACGUCGACAUGUGACAUCAAAAACAAAUAUUACAGAUAGAAAUCAACAGAAAUCAGGUGAUUUAAAUUUAGAUACAAGUUGUCAAAAUAAUGACAUAUCAAUGUCAAAUAUAUCGAAUCGAUCUGAAACCGAAAAUCAAAGUUUACGCAGAAAACAAGAAAUGUUAUCUACCAAGAAAGAUCAGCCACGGCGAACAAAAAAGCUUGUCACACCUGAACAUUCAGUUAAUUAUCAAAAAGAUAAUCACUGCGAAAACAGUAAUAACAACCACUCUAACAAAAUAUUAAGAGAAAACGAAUACAAAAGUGAGUCUACCGAGUUAAAGAAAAUGGGGCAACUGAAUCGAAGCCGAAAAUCUCAGCAUCAAACAAAUAACCCUGAGAAGACACAUAAAGUAAUAAACGCUAAAGUUAUAAGCGAGGAAACAAAAAAAGAUACCAUAAAAUAUCGACCCAGACAACCAUCACAAGAUAAAAACAAUAAAGAAUUAUCUAAAGUAAAUUACAAAUCUGAAGGAGCUUCAUCCAACGAGUAUAACGCAAAACUAAUAAAUAAUACUGAAGGAAAUAGCCCCGACAAAAUUAUUAAUUCUAAAAAAAGCAAUUAUAAAACACCCAAACGUAGCGAAUACGUUAUUAAUUAUGACGAUAAAAAAGGAACUGUCUCUUCAAUUUGUAAAGUAAAAUCAGGGCAUAGCUCAUCUAAAAAAAAGUCAGUUUCAAAUGAAAAACACAAGGAAAUUACGAAAGAACAUAAGACAAAAAGUAAAACUUUAGACAAAACUCCCCUGCUGCAGCUUCCAGAUCGACAAUGGAAUCAAAACGGACUGAAUCAUGACAAUAGGAAAUGGAAGAAAAAAUCACAUAUACAAAGAUCUUGCCAACUAUUGUAAUAAUAAGGUUACUAGUCUUAUUUAUGAAUUAUCAAUCUUUGUAUUCAUUACAAUCCUUGUCACUGUGUACAAUGCAUUGUAUAUGUUUAGUGUGGAUAGUUAACAAUGAUCUCACAUUGAAUUAUUUUAUAAAAGCCAAACAUUAUAAAUAUACAUUGUUCUUAAUAGUGUAACAUUCUCUAUAUUUAUACGUACCUAACUCAAAUAAUAAAAGAACAAUAAAACUAUUCUUAUAAUUUUA
This is a messenger RNA of Galleria mellonella (greater wax moth), 3668 nucleotides long. RefSeq lists its product as uncharacterized. The record is from RefSeq and is a predicted model, not a curated record. NCBI's taxonomy places the organism in Eukaryota, Metazoa, Arthropoda, Insecta, Lepidoptera, Pyralidae. The coding region runs from base 125 to 3427 and encodes 1100 amino acids. The transcript has 6 exons.